UUCGAACGAAACACACGCAACUGUCAAAGUUGAAUUUACCGCCUGUCAAAACAAAGGUCAUCAACCGCAAACGCAUUCGAAAACCAAAAUGCUUUUAAUUGAACACGAAAAUAGAAUCAAACAAGACGCUAAGUAAUUGAAACUAAUUGAGGUGUUUUCACGUUUUGUUUUUGUUUAGUCUUUGUUUUUGUUUCGGCAAUUUAACGCUAAGGAUUGUGACAAAAACUUUAAUCACAUUGACUUUGAGAGUAUUGUCUGAAUAAGGAGUGAUUAACAAAGUUUAAAUUAAUAAGUUAUCAUAAUAUACAGUUCUAUGAGUUUCAUAAUACAUAGAUAAACUCACGCCUAUUUCCCACCGGGAUGCUUUGUAUAGUGUGGUGAACAAUGACAGUGAAGAUGUAUUCGAAAGUGGUACUAUUUUUAGUGGUAGUGUUGGUGGCUCCCUCAGUGUUGGGUAUUUCAAAGAAGCUAGCGAGGUUGCAGUCGGAUCCUCUGUCGAAGACCAGAUGUGACCUCAUGUGUCAUGAUGUCAGGCAUGAGGAGAAAGCACAGUGUCGAUCGCAAUGCCGCCAGAAACAGCUGAAGCCUGGGACAUGUCCAGUAGCAGACAGUCCGAAAUGGGAGGCUGCCUGCGUCCGCGCAUGUGACGCGGACUACCAAUGUGACGGCACCCAGCGUUGCUGUCACCAUCGAUGUGGUUCUACUUGCAGCGAGCCUACAGAUUUGCUUACUUUAGCCGGUCUCCCGCCUAUGCCAGUAUUAGAAGAAGCAAAGGAGAAGCGUCGUUCGGUUAUGGUGAGAUGGUCUAACGGUGUUGGAGAUGCUGCUAGAACGGUUCCAGGGAAGAUCUUGUAUCUACUGCAAGAACAGCACCAUCUUGGGCCAAAGUAUGAAGAAGCUAGACUUGGGUCGUGGAACUUGUUGCUAAGGACUAAUAAGACAAAAAUCUCCCUUCGCAACCUGCUAAAACCGGGUCGUUGGUACCGAUUCCGUGUGGCGGCUGUGAGUGUCGCUGGUACGAGAGGGUUCUCCCAACCUGGCCCUCCGUUCACACCGAGGAAAGGACCUAGGCCGCCCCCACCGCCUAAGAAGCUGAGGGUUCGACCUAUCCAGGCUGAAAAUGGUACGAUAACCGUUCGUUUGGAAUGGCGCGAGCCGAGGUCGGAUCUGCCGGUAAUGCGGUACAAAGUGUAUUGGAGCCGAAGAGUUCGCGGUUUGGGCGGGGAAUUAGAUUCCGUUUUAGUCAACCAUCAAACUGUACCUAAGGAGAAACACCACAUUGACAUACGAGACCUACAACCGAACUCGAUGUACUUCUUCCAAGUGCAGACAAUCAGUCAGUUCGGCUUGGGGAAGUUGCGAAGCGAUAAAUCCGCCAUAUUUUACAAUACCACCAGUGCUAAUGACCAUGUCCCUGAGGCUCUACAAAAGCGCCAAAAGAAAAUAACGGGUCUUAAAUUAGUAACAUUCGUAUGGAGCAACCAUUCCAUUAAUGGACGGAUUACUUGGGAUCCUAUUGGAACUAAACAUAAAGAGAAAUAUUACGUGCACUGGCAGACGAUAAAUUGCGAUAAAAACAAAAAUCACAAAAUUGAUUUAUCGGCUAUUACUCAGAAAAAUGUAUUCGACAUCUACGAAAUUGACUUCGAGUGCCGCUAUUUGGUAAAUGUUAAUACAUCAUGGAAAUCAAAACUAAAAGAGUCUGAUAUCACUGUAAACGUACCAAGUUGUAAAUAUAUGGAAGAAAAAAUGCUCAAGAAACCAGGAAUGUUAGGUUGCAAAGCUUAGCUAUCAUAUUCAUUUUACAAUUAAGUAUUAUUAUCAGUAAAACCUGUAAAUUAUUAAAAUAUUGUUAGACUGGUAAGUAAUAAGUAAUAAUAAAUGUUAUGUAUGUAAAAAAUAGAGUUAAGCUCAUAUUUUUCAUAUAAUUUGUAGAGUAUGCACUAGACGACGAUCGUAUUGCAUGAUAUUGUUUCUUGUAGGUACCAAUUAUAACUAUAACAAUUAGUUAUUUAAAGAUCGUACCAAGUAUUAUUAAGAUUUAGAAAUAAAAUGAAUUCUUUUGA
Pectinophora gossypiella (pink bollworm) is the source of this 2066-nucleotide messenger RNA. It is a transcript of the gene Kal1, whose product is annotated as anosmin-1. The record is from RefSeq and is a predicted model, not a curated record. Gene Ontology annotation, cellular component: extracellular region; cell surface. Bases 385 to 1788 code for a protein of 467 amino acids. Gene Ontology annotation, biological process: neuron differentiation. Gene Ontology annotation, molecular function: protein binding; peptidase inhibitor activity. The transcript has 10 exons. NCBI's taxonomy places the organism in Eukaryota, Metazoa, Arthropoda, Insecta, Lepidoptera, Gelechiidae.